UCAGUAAUAUUUUGCCCAGAAUCAUUCCCUAUUUUCAAACACGCUUUUCUUCUUCUUCCUCCUCCCCGAAAAACCCUAAUUUCACACAGACGCACGUAUACACACAGAUCUUCAUAGAUAUACACACAUAUUCCAUGGACGAUGCAGAAGGAGGUUUAAGCUUCGAUUUCGAAGGCGGCCUCGACUCGGGUCCGACCCAACCGACCGCAUCCGUACCCGUGAUCCACCAACCCGACCCGAAUUCAAUCGCCGUCGCCUCCGCUGCUAAAAAUUCCAACAAUAUCGUCCCGCAGUCGGAUGUUUCCGAUCAGCAGGCGCCGGGGAACUUUUCCGGCCGGCGGAGUUACCGGCAGACGGUGUGUCGGCAUUGGCUUCGGAGUUUGUGUAUGAAAGGAGAGGCCUGUGGGUUCUUGCACCAGUAUGAUAAGACUCGGAUGCCGAUUUGUAGGUUUUUUCGACUUUACGGAGAGUGUCGUGAGCAGGAUUGUGUGUAUAAGCACACCAAUGAGGAUAUUAAAGAGUGUAAUAUGUAUAAGUUGGGAUUUUGUCCAAAUGGUCCUGACUGCCGGUAUAGGCAUGCAAAGCUCCCUGGACCCCCUCCACCGGUGGAAGAAGUGCUUAAAAAAAUACAGCAGCUGACGUCAUACAGUUACAAUAACUCAAAUAGGUUUUAUCAGAACCAUAACCCUAAUAAUACUCAACACACUGAAAGACCUCAUGUUCCACCUGGUGCUAAUGGUGUCCAUCAAGUAAUGAAAUCAACACCAACAGAAUCAAUCAAUGUGCAGCAGCAUCAGCAGCAACAACAACAAAUCCAACAAACACAACAACCAGCUGUCCAGACUCAAACUCAGAAUCUUCCUAAUGGCCAGCAAAAUCAAGCUAGUAGAUCUGCGAUUCCCCUACCUCAAGGAAUAUCUAGGUAUUUUAUUGUCAAAAGUUGCAAUCUGGAGAAUUUUGAAUUGUCAGUUCAACAAGGAGUUUGGGCUACACAAAGGAGCAAUGAAGCUAAACUCAAUGAAGCUUUUGACUCGGUUGAAAAUGUGAUUUUAAUAUUUUCAGUAAACAGGACUCGACAUUUUCAGGGCUGUGCAAAGAUGACGUCUAAAAUAUGUGGGUCUGUUGGAGGUGGAAACUGGAAGUACGCCCACGGAACAGCCCAUUAUGGAAGGAAUUUCUCAGUCAAGUGGUUAAAGCUUUGCGAACUAUCCUUUCAUAAAACUCGCCAUUUGAGGAAUCCAUACAAUGAAAACUUACCGGUCAAGAUCAGCAGAGACUGCCAAGAGCUGGAACCCUCAGUUGGCGAGCAGUUGGCUUCCCUGCUAUAUCUUGAGCCAGACAGUGAACUGAUGGAAAUUUCAGUUGCUGCAGAAUUAAAGCGCGAGGAGGAGAAGGCCAAGGGAGUUGAUCCGGUGGACGGGACUGAAAAUCUAGAUAUUGUUCCAUUCGAGGACAAUGAAGAGGAGGAAGAGGAAGAAAGUGAUGAAGAGGAUCAGGGCUUUAGCCAAGGUAUUGCGAUGUCAGCUCAAGGAAGAGGUAGGGGGAGGGGAAUGAUGUGGCCUCCUCACAUGCCUGUAGCACGAGGUGGCAGGCCAAUGCCUGGAGUGCGUGGCUUUCCCCCUGUUAUGAUGGGUCCUGAUGGAUUUCCUUAUGGCCCAUUGGGACCUGAUGGUUUUCCCGUGCCAGAUCUUUUUAAUAUGGGGCCUCGUGGUUUUGGUCCAUAUGGCCCUAGAUUCUCUGGUGAUUUUGCUGGACCUGGAGGCAUGAUGUUUCGAGGUCGACCUUUUCCGCCUGGAAGCUUUCCUGGCGGUGGCUUUGGGAUGAUGGGCCCCGGAAGAACUCCUUUCAUGGGAGGUGGUUCUGGAGGUCGUCCUAGUGGUGUGCACCCAAUGUAUCCGCCAGCUCAAUUACAGCCUUCUCUGACCACAAACAAGGGUAAGAGGGAUCAGAAGGCAACAGUAAAUGAUAGGAGUGACAGAUAUAGUGCAGGGUGUGAUCAAGGCAAGGGCGUAGAAUUGUUAAACUCAGGUGGUGGGCAGGAUGAUGAGGUACAGUAUCAGCAUAGAAUGAAUCCCCAACAAGAAGAUCAUAACGGUGCUGGAAACAGCUACAAACAUGAUGAUAGUGCUAGUGAGGAUGAGGCACCUAGGAGGUCAAGACAUGGGGAAGGAAGGAAGAAGAGACGAAGCACUGAACGAGACGAGACCACAGCUUCCGGAAACCAGGAGUAAAGAAUAACACAUCAAGCUGUAAUAGAUACUGGUGUUUGGUGAUUGAUCGAAUCUCAUAAGAGCUGCAACUGAUUAUAUUGGGAACAUCGUGACGUGUGUUAGAAUUUUGAUGCCAAAUUGCUAAAAUUAUGUCAAGAUUUCUUUGUUUCAUCUUAUGGUGGAAUGAUAUAGUAUACUUUGUAUACUCAUGUGAUAUGAAAUUUGAUUAAACUAGGAAUAGGCGUUAGGACAUUUUACUUGCUUGGUUGCCUGGACU
Daucus carota subsp. sativus is the source of this 2487-nucleotide messenger RNA. RefSeq names its product 30-kDa cleavage and polyadenylation specificity factor 30. Gene Ontology annotation, biological process: regulation of mRNA splicing, via spliceosome; mRNA splicing, via spliceosome. The transcript has 7 exons. Gene Ontology annotation, cellular component: nucleoplasm. Bases 135 to 2231 code for a protein of 698 amino acids. Gene Ontology annotation, molecular function: mRNA binding; metal ion binding; N6-methyladenosine-containing RNA reader activity. Lineage: Eukaryota; Viridiplantae; Streptophyta; Magnoliopsida; Apiales; Apiaceae. The record is from RefSeq and is a predicted model, not a curated record.